AUGUCUGGCAAAGGCGGCAAAUCCGGUGCUAAGGGGGGCAAGGCUGGCUCGACUGAAACCAAGACCCAAUCCCGCUCUGCGAAGGCUGGUCUCCAAUUCCCCGUCGGUCGUAUCCACCGUAUGCUCAAGAAGGGCAACUAUGCUCAACGUGUUGGUGCCGGUGCACCCGUCUAUCUGGCUGCCGUCCUUGAAUACCUAGCAGCCGAGAUUCUCGAGUUGGCUGGUAACGCUGCACGAGAUAACAAGAAGGCUCGUAUUGUUCCUCGCCAUCUCCAGCUUGCUAUCAAGAAUGAUGAGGAAUUGAACAAGCUCCUCGGUCACGUCAUCAUCUCACAGGGUGGUGUCGUUCCUUACAUUCCUCCCGAGCUCUUGCCCAACAAGACCAAGCAACCUGGUGGCAGGGCCGACAAGGUUGGCGAGUCGCAAGACCUCUAG
Molecule: messenger RNA, 435 nt
Organism: Rhizoctonia solani
Lineage: Eukaryota; Fungi; Basidiomycota; Agaricomycetes; Cantharellales; Ceratobasidiaceae
Product: Core histone H2A/H2B/H3/H4
Exons: 3
Coding region: 1-435 (144 amino acids)
Cellular component (GO): nucleosome
Molecular function (GO): protein heterodimerization activity; structural constituent of chromatin; DNA binding
Source: RefSeq, a predicted model, not a curated record